AUUGAGAGAAUGAUAUCCAGAAAAUUUUAUUUCCUUUUCUUAAUUAUAUUAACAGUGAAGAGUGAAAAUAAUACAUUUGGAAAUGUUAUGAAAAAGAUCGUAUCUGAAUACAGUAAUUCGACUUCAACCGAAAACAACUAUGCUCCGUGGUUUUUUGAACAAAUUAUAAAUAUCCUAAACUGUGGUCCUUUAUCGACAUUAAAGAACAGUCGGAUACAUUAUAUUGUGAAAUGGGAAGAGGCAAAAAUACAUCUGAAACAAAAGUGCAACCGCUAUUUUGAAGCAAGCGUAGAGAAUACAGCCGAUAUUAUUUGUUCGAAUGGUAAAUGGAUGUAUGAAGAUAAAAAAUGUAAGUUAAUAACUUGCCCGAUUUUUCAUAAACCUGCACGCAGUUUCAUGAUAAAUGUUGCAUACUCAUAUAACUCUGUUAUUCGUUUUUCCUGCCUGUCUGGUUGUUUUUUACGAGGAAGCAAUUCAAUACGUUGUCAAGAAAAUAAACAGUGGUCGUCUCUCCCACCAAUCUGUGAAAUUGUUAAAUGUCUCCCACCGAACCCACCCAAACAUGGCAAUGUAAACAAUACAAAUGAAGUUAAAGUUAACGAAACAAUUCAUUUCAGUUGCUUAAAGCCAUAUAGUCUGAAAGGUGAAUCUGUAUUAACUUGUCUUUCAGACGGCAGCUGGAACUUUCCGGCACCUGUUUGUACUUUGAAUUGCUUUGUACCUGAAAUUGCUGGUAGAGUGGUGACUAUUUCUGAAGGUACAAUAUUAAAACCAAGAACCUUAAUCAACGAAGGAGGAAAAGUCAUAUAUUCUUGCAAACGAUCCUUCAUUCCUAUCGCGUUUGGUGUCGUUCAAUGCUUGUCAAGUAAAUGGUAUCCAGAUAUACAGUGCAGAAACGCGUGUAAAAUGAGAAACGAAAUGGGUUAA
Octopus sinensis (East Asian common octopus) is the source of this 927-nucleotide messenger RNA. RefSeq names its product P-selectin-like. The transcript has a single exon. NCBI's taxonomy places the organism in Eukaryota, Metazoa, Mollusca, Cephalopoda, Octopoda, Octopodidae. The record is from RefSeq and is a predicted model, not a curated record. The coding region runs from base 10 to 927 and encodes 305 amino acids.